AUGAGUCCGGAGGGCGACACCCCCAGCCCGCCCGCCCGCCCCCUCCCUCCUUAUGAGCGAGGGAGCGCGGCGCCGGAGCCACACUGCGCCGAGCCCGCGCCCCGCCGCCACCUCGGCCCGCGCGCCCGCAGCGAGCCCUGCGUGUCUGCGCGGGGCUCACGGCGGGGCCCGGGCAGCGCCAUGCAGAGAGCGGCGGGCGGCGGAGCCCCCGGGGGCAGCGGCGGGGGCAGCGGCGGCACGGGCACCGCCUUCUCCAUCGACUCGCUCAUCGGGCCGCCGCCUCCACGCUCGGGCCACCUGCUCUACACCGGCUACCCCAUGUUCAUGCCCUACCGGCCACUCGUGCUGCCACAGGCACUGGCCCCCGCGCCGCUGCCCGCCGGCCUCCCGCCACUGGCCCCGCUCGCCUCAUUCGCCGGCCGCCUGAGCAACACCUUCUGCGCCGGGCUGGGCCAGGCGGUGCCCUCGAUGGUGGCUCUGACCACUGCACUGCCCAGCUUCGCAGAGCCUCCCGAUGCUUACUACGGACCCCCGGAGCUCGCCGCUGCAGCCGCUGCCGCCUCCACCGCCUCGCGAAACAACCCCGAGCCCGCGGCUCGGCGCACGGAGGGAGAGCUGGACGCCGACGAGCUGCUGCCGGCGCGCGAGAAAGUGGCUGAACCCCCGCCGCCCCCGCCGCCUCACUUCUCAGAGACUUUCUCGAGUCUGCCGGCAGAGGGGAAGGUGUACAGCUCAGAUGAGGAGAAGUUGGAGGCCCCAGCAGGAGACCCAGCAGGCAGCGAGCAGGAGGAAGAGGGCUCAGGCGGUGACAGCGAGGACAGCUUCCUGGACAGUUCUGCAGGGGGCCCAGGGGCUCUUCUGGGACCUAAACCGAAGCUAAAGGGAAACCUGGGGACUGGCGCUGAGGAGGGGGCACCAGUGGCCACAGGGGUCGCCACCCCUGGGGGGAAAAGCCGAAGGCGGCGCACGGCCUUCACCAGCGAGCAGCUUUUGGAGCUGGAGAAGGAGUUUCACUGCAAGAAAUACCUGAGCCUGACAGAGCGCUCCCAGAUCGCCCACGCCCUCAAGCUCAGUGAGGUGCAGGUUAAGAUCUGGUUUCAGAACCGCCGGGCCAAGUGGAAGCGCAUCAAGGCUGGCAAUGUGAGCAGCCGUUCUGGGGAGCCCGUGAGAAACCCCAAGAUUGUGGUGCCCAUACCUGUGCAUGUCAACAGGUUUGCUGUGCGCAGCCAGCACCAACAGAUGGAGCAGGGAGCCCGGCCCUGA
Arvicola amphibius (Eurasian water vole) is the source of this 1263-nucleotide messenger RNA. RefSeq names its product gastrulation brain homeobox 1 (gene Gbx1). Gene Ontology annotation, biological process: regulation of transcription by RNA polymerase II; regulation of nervous system development. NCBI's taxonomy places the organism in Eukaryota, Metazoa, Chordata, Mammalia, Rodentia, Cricetidae. Gene Ontology annotation, cellular component: nucleus. Gene Ontology annotation, molecular function: RNA polymerase II transcription regulatory region sequence-specific DNA binding; DNA-binding transcription factor activity, RNA polymerase II-specific. The coding region runs from base 1 to 1263 and encodes 420 amino acids. The record is from RefSeq and is a predicted model, not a curated record. The transcript is spliced from 2 exons.